CCACAAAACCCUCCAUCUUCCCCCUUCCCUUCCCCUUGAAAAAUUCACUACACAUACUCCCUCUCUCUCUCUCUUCAAUUGCCUUUGUAACCACUGUAGCAGGAUUCACUCGACUUUCACCAAAGAACCAUGACUUCUUACGCUCUUUCCCAGGCUCACAAGGAGCUCAUUGAGGUUCCGCUCCGUGCAAGUGACCCAGAAGUCCAAAACAUUAUGGACCUGGAAAUCAAGCGUCAACGUGAAUCGAUUCUUCUCAUUGCCUCUGAGAACGUCACUUCUCGUGCAGUUUAUGAUGCUCUAGGAUCACCCAUGUCCAACAAAUACUCCGAGGGAUACCCGGGAGCCCGUUACUACGGAGGGAAUGAGCACAUUGACUCCAUUGAGUUGCUUUGCCAGAAGCGCGCUCUGCAGGCAUUCCACGUCGACUCCGAGAAGUGGGGAGUCAAUGUCCAGUGCUUGUCCGGAUCGCCUGCCAACUUGCAGGUUUACCAGGCUAUCAUGAAGCCCCAUGACAGACUUAUGGGAUUGGACUUGCCUCAUGGAGGGCAUUUGAGCCAUGGAUACCAAACAGACAAGAAGAAGAUUUCCGCUGUUUCAACUUACUUCGAAACAAUGCCGUACCGUGUCGACACCGAGACCGGUAUCAUUGACUAUGAUAUGCUUCAGAAGACCGCCCUUCUUUACCGACCCAAGACCUUAGUUGCUGGCACAUCAGCUUACUGCCGUAACAUUGACUACGGUCGUAUGCGGCAGAUCGCUGACUCUGUCGGUGCCUACUUGGUUGUUGAUAUGGCUCAUAUCUCUGGAUUGAUCGCCGCCCAGGUCAUUCCUAGUCCAUUCGAGCAUGCCGACAUCGUUACCACCACUACUCACAAAUCACUUCGUGGGCCCAGGGGUGCAAUGAUCUUUUUCCGCAAGGGUGUUAGAAAGGUCGAGAAGGGCAAGGAGAUAAUGUACGAUCUCGAAGGGCCAAUCAACUUUAGCGUUUUCCCCGGUCAUCAGGGUGGGCCUCACAAUCACACUAUCACCGCCCUCGCUGUUGCCCUCAAACAGACCUUCUCCCCAGAGUACGUUCACUACCAGGAGCAGGUUGUCGCCAACGCUAAGGUUCUUGAGGAGGAGUUCAAGCGCAUGGGUUACAACCUCGUAUCCGGCGGAACCGAUUGCCACAUGGUCCUUCUUGACCUCCGCCCCCAGGCUCUCGAUGGUGCCCGUCUUGAGGCUAUCUUGGAAGCCGUGAAUAUUGCUUGCAACAAGAAUGCCACUCCCGGUGACAAGUCCGCCCUGUCACCCAAUGGUAUCCGCAUCGGUACCCCGGCUAUGACCACCAGAGGUUUUGGUGGUGUGGAGUUCAAGAGAGUCGCUGGCUACUUUGAUUACUUGAUCAAAUUGGCCAAGAAAAUCCAGAGCGAGUUGCCAAAGGAGGCCAACAGGCAGAAGGACUUCAGGGCCCACGUCUUGAGCGGAAAGGUACCCGAGUUGCAGGCACUCAGGAAAGAGAUUUCCGAAUGGGCUUCUACUUUCCCUCUACCCAUCGGACCGGCCUCUUAAAGGGUUGUUUGUUUCCUCAUAGCUGCAUUUCCUUUGUUCGGUGUUUUUGUGUUUUUAUAUCGGUAUUCUUUUUUUUUUCCUCCUCAUUGGUGUGAACUGGACGAAACAAAUGGGUCAUAAAAAAAGUGUCUUCAACAUCACAUGGAUUUAUAGGAUGGGACGGAUUCUCUCCACCAUUGGAUCCGUUAGCUCAACGCUAGGCCAUCUCUUUAAAUACCAAUAAAAAUAAAUACCAAUCAUCUCAAAA
Molecule: messenger RNA, 1798 nt
Organism: Tuber melanosporum (Perigord truffle)
Lineage: Eukaryota; Fungi; Ascomycota; Pezizomycetes; Pezizales; Tuberaceae
Exons: 5
Coding region: 130-1551 (473 amino acids)
Biological process (GO): tetrahydrofolate interconversion; L-serine catabolic process; folic acid metabolic process
Cellular component (GO): cytoplasm
Molecular function (GO): glycine hydroxymethyltransferase activity; cobalt ion binding; serine binding
Source: RefSeq, a predicted model, not a curated record